This is a messenger RNA of Sphaerodactylus townsendi, 1043 nucleotides long. Its product is annotated as histone H1-like. NCBI's taxonomy places the organism in Eukaryota, Metazoa, Chordata, Lepidosauria, Squamata, Sphaerodactylidae. Gene Ontology annotation, cellular component: nucleosome. Gene Ontology annotation, molecular function: structural constituent of chromatin; DNA binding. The transcript has 2 exons. Gene Ontology annotation, biological process: nucleosome assembly. The record is from RefSeq and is a predicted model, not a curated record. Bases 6 to 1043 code for a protein of 345 amino acids.
CCGCCAUGUCCGAGACCGCCCCCGAAGCGCCCGCGCCCGCCGCCCCGCCGCCCAAGGCCCCCGCCAAGAAGGCGCCGGCCGCCCCCAAGAAGACACCCGCCGCCGCCGCCAAGAAGCCCCGCAAGGCGGCCGGACCCAGCGUCACCGAGCUCCUCACCAAGGCCGUCGCCGCCUCCAAGGAGCGACACGGCGUCUCGCUCGCCGCCCUCAAGAAGGUCCUCGCCGCCGCCGGCUACGACGUCGACAAGAACAACAGCCGCAUCAAGAUCGGCCUCAAGAGCCUCGUCACCAAAGGGACCCUCCUGCAGACCAAGGGCACCGGCGCCUCCGGCUCCUUCAAGAUCAACAAGAAGCAGGCAGACGCCUCCGCAGCCAAGGGACCCAAGGACAAGGCCGCCGCCGCCAAGAAGAAGCAGCCCGCCGCCAAGAAAACCAAGGCCGCCGCCAAGAAGCCCUCCGCCGCCGCCGCCAAGAAGACCAUCAAGAAGGCGCCCCUCAAGAAGAGCCCCAAGAAGCCCGCGCCCAAGAAGACCAAGGCCCCGGCCAAGAAGCCCGCGCCCGCCAAGAGCCCCAAGAAGGCCAAGGCCCCCGCCAAGACCAAGAAGACCAAGGCCGCCGCCAAGAGCCCGGCCAAGCCCAAGGCCGCCAAGCCCAAGCCCAAGGUGGCCAAGACCAAGAAGGCGGCGCCUGCCAGCCAGCGGGAGACCCUCGCCCUCCUCCCCGCCGCCGCCACCCCAAAGGCUCUUUUCAGAGCCACCCACAAAAUCCCCGAAAGAGCUGAACUCCCUCCUCUCCAAUGCUUUCACGCCUCGCAGCAGCAGGGCCAGUGCUUUGGCUACGAGCCCUGGGCAGCCGGCCGCCCCUUCGGGGGGGCAAGCUCAGACGCCCCUCACAGGCCCACAGCGGGGCCCAGCACUCGGAAAUCACCUUCCCCAGUCCUUCCACCCCCCUCUUUCUUCCUGGCAAAGGAGACAUUUCAGCCUUUUCAAAAGAAUAUGUGGUGGCUCUUAAAAGAGCCUUUGGGUCAUAGAGAUGGGACGUGA